AUGCAUGGUGACCUCGAAGACACCGUGAUUUUGCAAGACAAAGACAAUGAAGAUCUGCAUUUGCUUGUGGAUCUGUUGGAGAAAGGUUUCAGGCUGACACAUGAUCAUUGGAAAAGAAAGAUUGUGAAGAGAGACGAUGCAUUGCAAUACAUUUCAUCGCAGUCAUAUCUCUAUCCCCAUUCAAAAAGAGCGAGACAAAACUCAAGACCUUCUCCUUCAGACGAGUCAGUAGAGGCGAAGCUUGACCAGCUCAUGAAGAUAUUCAAAGAUAGACAGAGACAUAUCCGUUUUUGA
Thlaspi arvense is the source of this 294-nucleotide messenger RNA. The record is from the annotation of a GenBank genome assembly. NCBI's taxonomy places the organism in Eukaryota, Viridiplantae, Streptophyta, Magnoliopsida, Brassicales, Brassicaceae.